AUGCUGAAGACUAAUACUGCCAAAAAGCUAAUGAACCUUCUAUAUAAAGAAACCGCUUCAAACUUACAGUCGUCGCAAUCGCUCCCACGCAUCACGCGACAACUUUACAACGAGCCAGAUGAUGAUUCAGAUAUUUUAUCAAUGGAUCCCUUAAGUACAUAUCAAUCGACUAAACGUAAACUACCAGCAACUGAGGCAUUGAAAACAGACAAUAGAUCCGUUCCCAUAAAGUCAAACAUCCUAUCCUUUAAAGCUGUCAAUCUGUUUAUAACAAAACAAGAUUUCCAAAAUUUACUACCUAAGGACCACAAUUUAACCUAUUCAAUUAACCCUGCGAACAAUUUCGAAAUUAUCAAGAAACGGCAAGGCAAACUCCUCCAAUUCCAGAAUGAGUAUGUGCUCAUAUUCAAAAACCAUUUGAAUGCAAGAGUAUAUCAAUUGGAAACGCAGAGUAAAUUAAUUAAUGGAAUUCCAACGCGGUUUGAGUAUCAAUCAAUUGAUAUAAUUAAGGAUUUAGUACCUCCGAAAUUAAGAGUUUCCAACCAUCAAUUGCUAAUAAAUCAAAUCAAUUCACUCAAACAAGUCUCGCCAGAGUUAACAGAGCCAACAUUAUUACCACUCUACGAUGAAUCCUAUCCCAUACUAAGCAACCUAAUAAAUGCAACCAACAGAAGAAAAUCAAUCCUAAUCCAUAACUGGCCAUUCGGGCUUAAACAAAAUCUCGUAAUCGACUCAUUAUGGAACUACAAUUUAUCAAUUGAUGAAAUGACUCCACCAAUAGAGCCAAUAUAUUCCAACAUAAUGCAAGAGAUUAAUAUAAUCAAAAUGAAUUUCAAGACUGAACUGGAUGCAUUACGAUUUAUACAUAAUUUUCAUGGGACCAAGUGGUUAAAAUUGCAAAAUUUUAGAAAAGUUGAGGAAAAAGUAUCGCAUUUGCCCCUAUUUUGUGAGAUGUUGUAA
Molecule: messenger RNA, 960 nt
Organism: Lodderomyces orthopsilosis Co 90-125
Lineage: Eukaryota; Fungi; Ascomycota; Pichiomycetes; Serinales; Debaryomycetaceae
Exons: 1
Coding region: 1-960 (319 amino acids)
Source: RefSeq, a predicted model, not a curated record